Fonsecaea erecta is the source of this 1011-nucleotide messenger RNA. RefSeq names its product eukaryotic translation initiation factor 3 subunit I. The record is from RefSeq and is a predicted model, not a curated record. Lineage: Eukaryota; Fungi; Ascomycota; Eurotiomycetes; Chaetothyriales; Herpotrichiellaceae. Gene Ontology annotation, cellular component: cytoplasm; eukaryotic translation initiation factor 3 complex, eIF3m. Bases 1 to 1011 code for a protein of 336 amino acids. Gene Ontology annotation, biological process: cytoplasmic translational initiation. The transcript has 2 exons. Gene Ontology annotation, molecular function: RNA binding; protein binding; translation initiation factor activity.
AUGAGGCCAAUUCUCUUGCAAGGCCAUGAGCGAUCGCUCAACCAAAUCAAAUAUAACAAAGACGGCGACCUCCUUUUCUCGGUUGCGAAAGACAAAGUGAUCUGCGCCUGGUUCACUAGCAACGGAGAAAGGCUAGGAACAUACAACGGCCAUCAGGGUGCCAUUUGGACCGUCGAUGUAUCUCCCAACACCGAACUCCUUGCCUCCGGCGCCGCAGACAACACGAUAAAACUGUGGAAUAUCAGAACUGGUGAAAAUGUCAAGACAUGGGAGUUCCCGACUGCCGUCAAACGGGUCGCGUUCAGUGAAGACGGGAAGCAAUUACUGGCAAUCACAGAAAAGCGAAUGGGAUACUUGGGAACGAUAGUGGUCUACGACAUCCGAUACGGCGAUGACCUUUCAGACCAGACCGACGAAUACAGUCUAAGGAUCACGUGUGAGGAAAGCAAGGCCACAGUCGCGGGAUGGAGUUACCUGGACAAGUAUAUCAUCUCGGGCCAUGAGGAUGGGAGUGUGAGCCAAUGGGAUGCGAAAACAGGGGAACUUCUGUUGACCCAAGAAGCCCAUGAGUACGACACCACCAUCAAUGAUUUGCAGUUCUCUCCCGACCGGACCUACUUCAUCACAGCUGGAAAAGAUAAGACGGCCAAGAUUCUGUCUUCGCGGGACCUGAGCGUUCUCAAGUCGUACUCGGCCGACACGCCCUUGAACACGGCUGCGAUCACCCCCAAGAAGGACUUUGUCAUCCUGGGAGGUGGUCAAGCGGCUAUGGAAGUCACCACAACGUCUGCCCGACAAGGUAAAUUCGAAGCUCGCUUCUACCACAAGAUCUUCGAGGACGAAAUCGGUCGUGUCCGAGGUCAUUUCGGCCCCCUCAACACCAUUGCCGUCCACCCCCAAGGCAUCGCAUACGCAAGUGGCGGCGAAGACGGCUACGUCAGAAUGCAUGCUUUCGACAAGGCUUAUUUCGAUUUCAUGUACGAGGUGGAGAGAGAACAAGCACGGAAGUGA